Molecule: messenger RNA, 2122 nt
Organism: Limanda limanda (common dab)
Lineage: Eukaryota; Metazoa; Chordata; Actinopteri; Pleuronectiformes; Pleuronectidae
Gene: polr1e
Product: RNA polymerase I subunit E
Exons: 12
Coding region: 16-1272 (418 amino acids)
Biological process (GO): nucleolar large rRNA transcription by RNA polymerase I; RNA polymerase I preinitiation complex assembly; transcription elongation by RNA polymerase I
Cellular component (GO): RNA polymerase I complex
Molecular function (GO): DNA binding
Source: RefSeq, a predicted model, not a curated record
ACCCUCUCGUCAAACAUGACAACAAACAUGGCGGCCUCCUGCUCGUUAGUGUGUUGUAAAGAGGAAAGAGAAGGCGACAAAGCUGUUAUGGUCCGGUUUUCAAACGGCAGCGUGAGGAAUGCAGACAAACUGGAUUUCUCCAUGUACAAGAGCGUAGAUGAGAACAACCCCAGGAAGAGAAGCAGACGGAUACUGGUUGCUGAAUCAGAGAGACUGUCCUAUGUUGGAAAUAAUUUUGGAACGGGGUCACUGAAAUGCAACAACCUUUGCAAAUAUUAUGUCGGCGUGCUGAACAAACAGACCAUGCAAAUGGAGGUGCACAAUGCUCAGCUCUUCAACUUGCAGCCUGUCAUACCAGGAGAGACGGACACUGCAACAUCCCAGGACACGACUCUGACCUACAGAGAAAAGGUUGAUUCUUUGAUAUCAACGUUUGGCACCAACAAACAAAAGAAAGCUCUGAGCUCUCGCAGGCUGAAUCAGGUGGGCAGCGAUACACUGCACCAAGCUGUGGCUAAAGCUGCCAGCAAUGUGAUCGACCAGAAGGGUCUGGAAGCUCUACAACAGGAAGUUGCCGAGACAGAGUCCCAAGGAGAUCUGGCUCUCCAUCUGCCUCCCUGCGAUGCAAACGCAGACAAACCUGAGGACGUCUACCUACUGGACGAUCUCCUGACUCCUGUUGAGUUUGAAACUUUGGAGAUGGCCGGUUCCAAGUUGGCAGAACUCAGCCCUGAGGAGCUGCAGAAGAUGGCGAAUGACGGAGGGAGCCUGUGUGUUGUGAAGCACCUCGAGAACCUGCCGACUGAAGAUGAAGCCAGGCACAAGCUGGCACGAGCCGCCUUUUACCUCUCAAUGCUGCUUAAACUGGCCCGGCAGAAGAACAUCACCCGCAAGUUUGGGCAGGAGGAAGGCUGCCCGCGCAUCAUUCAAAACAAGCUGCUCAAAACAUUCACUGUGGAGACUUUCAACAAUGGCAGGGUCCUGAACGUUGUGUCAACAUCAAUGAAAGCCAAAAUAGCAGCGCACUCUCUGGCCGUGCUCCUGCACAUGGGUCACAUGACUGCUGACCUCACGUUACUGCACCGCGAUCUAGGAAUCACUGAGGCCAGGAUGAUUGAAGUUGCAAAGUCAAUGGGACUGACCCUAGUUAGACCGGCCCGGGGGAAGACUGAGCCUGGACUGCAAGGCGAACACAAGCAGGCGUCCCUUCUUGUACCUCUGAUCAAAUAUGAUCAGUUCAUGGAGAGACGGAAACGCAAGAAAAUGCACUGAAGACACUAACAGGAGAGGACAAAGAACCGGAUCAAGAGAGAACUGUUUUAUUGAUGCAUUUUGUAGACAAAUAAAAUGAUGAACUCUUGAGUUAUACGUGAUGUUUUAAGUUAAUAUUUACUGUGCAUGAUACAAAAAAAGCAGCAGAGUAUUGAGCUGUAAACAAAUUCUAGGUGACAACCGAGACAGAUAAAACAGAGGCACAUUUUGUAGACAUCACAUAUUGCACACUGAACAGAAUUGUCCUUCUGUAACUUGCAAUUACCGGGUGAGUCUGUGAAGUUGUGUACUGAACGGAAUUCCAUCAUGAAGUCAAAGCUUCAUCUUAAAAACAUGGGCAUGAUACAAAAACAGACUCACCAGGAAAUAGAGCAGCUCCAUCAUUUUUGCAUAUACACCUUGCACUAUGACAACUCCUUCCCCAGCUACAAUCACUGAAGAAGUGAAACAAGGCACAACUUUACUUUGUAGGAUGGUUGAGGCUUUGGCCCCGUUCAGACUCGGUGUUAACAUCCGUCCUGAGAGAUCUGAUAGCAAGUUGACAGUGAUACGUUUGUCUGUUCACACCGGGCAUUAAAACACGUCCUGGAUGUGUCUCUUGAGUGACCACUUGUGAUCGGAUCCCCCUUCUCCAGUUCGAUAUGCAAAUAAACACACGUCAGUUCGGUUUCUGAAUACCAAAUCAUGUCGUUUUGACCAAGUCUGAGUUUACGGAUGUGUCUGUCACUGUCGGUGCAAGCGAGAGAGGGUAAAGAGUGAGGAGUCAGGAUGGGCUGAAAGAAUGAAUCUAUCUAGUAUCACAAAUUAUGUGUUAGACUGUUGAUUUUGUGACACUGGCCAUGAAUAAAUA